CCUCGCGCAUUCACAGUAGUUCCAAACUCUGUCUGUCUCUCUUACCACCUCUGCUUUUGUUUCUUGGGUUUCCCUAUAAAUGGGUCUUCCAACUUCCUCUGUAUAAACAUCAUAGUUGAGUGAAAUCUCUCUCUCUCUCUCUCUCUCUCUCGUGAUACUUGUGCUUCUGAUAGAGAGAGUCAUGGCUGAGAAUGGAAAUCAUGGUGUUGUGGUGGACAUGAGGGACACGAACUCCACCCCCAAAAUCAAAGAAGAGGCAUGCCCCUGUUUCUCUCUGCCUUUCUUACAAAAGUGUAUAGCGGAGAUGCUCGGGACCUACUUCUUGAUAUUCGCCGGUUGUGGGUCAGUGGCGGUGAACAAGAAUGAUCAUGUGGUGACGCAGCCGGGGAUUGCGAUUGUGUGGGGGCUCGUGGUGAUGGUCCUCGUUUACUCCGUCGGCCACAUCUCCGGUGCCCAUUUCAAUCCUGCCGUCACCAUCGCUUUUGCCGUCACCAGGAGAUUCCCACUGAAGCAGGUGCCGGCUUAUGUAUUGGCACAACUAAUUGGGUCGACCCUCGCGGCCGGGACACUCCGGUUGUUGUUCACAGGGAGCCACGACCAAUUUACGGGGACGCAGCCUUCCGGGUCGGACUUGCAAUCCUUCGUGAUCGAGUUCAUCAUAACGUUCUACCUCAUGUUUGUCAUCUGCGGUGUUGCCACUGAUACUAGAGCUAUUGGAGAGCUUGCUGGCCUUGCUGUCGGUUCAACUAUACUGCUCAAUGUGAUGUUUACCGGGCCGGUUACUGGAGCAUCAAUGAACCCGGCAAGAAGCUUGGGGCCGGCGAUUGUGUCUAAACAAUACAAAGGGAUAUGGAUAUACCUACUUGCCCCAACCAUGGGUGCGAUAACAGGGGCUGCUGUCUACAACACCAUCCGGUUCACCAACAAGCCUUUGCGUGAGGUCGUGCCGAGCGGCUCGUUCCUGAGAAGCAACGAGAGAAACAGCGUGAGAAACAGCGGGAGAAGUGGCUCCAACUGAUGAGAGAGAGAGAGAGAGAGAGAGAGAGAGAGAGAGAGAGAGAUUGUCAAAUGUCAUACUAGUCUUCCACUUUUUUCGUGUAUGAAAUGGGGAAUGUCACAAAUCAAAUAAGGUUUAACAUAUGAAACUUGCUUGAUUGUGUAAAAAGACAGGAUGUGACUUGCCGUUUUAAAUUUUCCGCCGGCUAUUUUGGACAGCCUUUUAAAUCUUUGUCCCUUA
This is a messenger RNA of Eucalyptus grandis, 1237 nucleotides long. Its product is annotated as nodulin-26. Gene Ontology annotation, molecular function: channel activity. Bases 182 to 1018 code for a protein of 278 amino acids. Lineage: Eukaryota; Viridiplantae; Streptophyta; Magnoliopsida; Myrtales; Myrtaceae. Gene Ontology annotation, cellular component: membrane. The transcript has 5 exons. The record is from RefSeq and is a predicted model, not a curated record. Gene Ontology annotation, biological process: transmembrane transport.